AUGGAGGCUUUAGGGGGCUACCCAGUCAAGUCCUCCGGGCCCAAAGUGAAGAAGUUGACGGUUCUGUUAAGUAUGACGGUCGGCGUGGGGUGCUUAUUCCUGCUCCAGACGCAGCUUCUGAAGCCUCGAAAACCGGUGGACUUUUAUUCCUUCGAGGUAAAAGACGCGAAAGGGAGAACGGUCUCUCUGGAGAAGUACCGAGGAAAAGCUUCCCUGGUUGUCAACGUGGCGAGCCACAGCGAACAGACGGAGACAGCGUACGGGUCACUUCAGGAGCUCCACAAAGAGUUGGGCACGUCCCAUUUCAACGUCCUGGCCUUCCCUUGCGGACAGUUCGGUGACACCGAGACCGGAACAAGCAGUUAUAUCGAGGCGUUCGCCAAGUCCACCUACGGCGUCACCUUUCCCUUCUUCGCUAAAAUCAAAAUAAUGGGUUCCGAGGUCGAACCGGCCUUCAAAUUCCUCACAGAUUCUGUGCAGAAAAUUCCCAAAUGGAACUUUUGGAAGUUUCUGGUGAAUCCCGACGGCAAAGUGGUGCGCUUCUGGCGAGCCGACGAACCGAUGGAGAGCGUGCGCCGAGAGGUGGCGGCGCUGGUGCGGGAGAUCAUCGUCAAAAAGCGCAUGGAACUAUGA
Messenger RNA from Nerophis lumbriciformis (worm pipefish), 633 nucleotides. The record is from RefSeq and is a predicted model, not a curated record. Lineage: Eukaryota; Metazoa; Chordata; Actinopteri; Syngnathiformes; Syngnathidae.